GGCAGUUGUAUUAUCAGUGCUUAUUUUGUGGGUGUGUUCAGAUGUGUCCUAAUAUCUAAUGUGACUCAGUCUAUUCUGUAGACUGCGAUAAGACAGCCAGGCGGUUGAAUCUACAUCUCGAUUGUCGAGGCAACCCCCUGGUAUAUGGGCGUGUGACUGGCUGGCUGGGUCCCGAGACACCGGAGACUCCAAACGAAGCCUGUGUUCUCAACAGCGCUACAGGAGCUGAGCACACACGCAGGAGAGGUGCGUGACGCCCUGUACAGAGGGAGGAAUAAUAAAUGCUAAAUUCGAGUCAAGCAGUCAAUGCAUUCAAUCAAUCAAUGCUCUAUAGGAUAUUGACAUUUUCUAACCUCGGGUGAUAUUUUGGACUGACUUUUACCGGCGCCGUGCUACUCAUUGUAAGCGCAAAUCCCGUACCCCUCACUUGAUACUACUGACAGCAGCGGAUAGGUGGCUGUGUGUACACUGAGUUGAGUCUCCGGGAAGGAAUUGGCAGCGGGUGCGUGCUUUUGCGCGGAGCAGAGAGGUGCUGAGCUUCAGGGUUGCCCGGACCGGCCCCGGCGUACUACAGGCUACGAAUUGACUGGGGAAAUAUUUGGGAAUUGACUUCCUCUCUCGUCAGCGGUGGAGACCUGUCCUUUCCUGUGGUUGUUUUUGAGGUUAACGGAUUUGGAAGGAGGUGCGGAGACUUUGACAGAGAAACAGAGAGGGCAUACUCUCAGCCUGCCGAAAACUGCUUCGCUUCGACAUUGGAUACAUACGGGGUUGUGAGUGAGUCUACAAGACGCAGCACCGACGGAUUACCUCUUGCCUGGUCAUCGUUUCCAAGGAGUUGAAACGGGAGUGGUGCUGGCGCCGGGGAUUUGUACUUAUUCUUUUACUCGCUCCGACUACUUGUGUGGAGGAAAUGGCAACGCCAGUGUUUGAGAGAGGACCCCGACUGGAAGAGAGAGGAACCCGGACCUGAAUGACAGGAUACAGCAGCCGACCUGAGACAUAUCCACACACAUUUCAACUGCUUUAGUCAAGACACUUCUGCUUUAUUUGUUUUCUUUCGGCCCACGCUUGAAAAUAAGGAAGAAUUAACAGGACCUGAAAAACAUUGGGAGGAGUUUUAUUUCGUUUUUCGUUUUUCCUCAUUUUAUUUUGUUUCUAACAAAACAAGGAUGCAUUGUGGAUUAGUGCUGUUCCUCUUAAUGGGAAUCUUCUUCGUCGCUAAGGCUUUCAAAAAUGACAAGUGUGGGGACAACAUCAGAAUAACCAAUGCGAAUUACCUCACCUCGCCUGGGUAUCCGACAUCAUAUUUGCCAUCUCAGAAAUGCGUUUGGGUGAUAACAGCGCCUGGACCUCACCAAAGAAUUCUAAUCAACUUUAACCCGCAUUUUGAUCUCGAGGACAGAGAGUGCAAGUAUGACUAUGUGGAGGUGCGUGAUGGCGUGGAUGAGAAUGGUCAGCUGGUGGGGAAGUACUGUGGGAAGAUCGCCCCGUCACCCGUGGUGUCUUCUGGGAACCAGCUCUACAUCAAGUUUGUGUCCGACUACGAGACCCAUGGAGCAGGCUUCUCCAUCCGCUAUGAGGUCUUCAAAACAGGUCCGGAAUGUUCCAGGAACUUCACGUCUAACAGCGGGGUGAUAAAGUCACCUGGUUUCCCGGAGAAGUAUCCCAACAACCUGGACUGCACCUUCAUGAUCUUCUCCCCCAAGAUGUCCGAGAUCAUCCUGGAGUUCGAGAGCUUCGAGCUGGAGCCUGACACCACUCCUCCCACCGGGGUCUUCUGUCGAUACGAUAGGCUGGAGAUCUGGGACGGCUUCCCUGGAGUUGGUCCGUACAUUGGGCGGUACUGUGGUCAGAACACCCCUGGUCGUAUCAUCUCUUAUACGGGCAUCCUGGCCCUGAUAAUCAACACAGACAGUGCCAUCGCCAAGGAGGGAUUCUCUGCCAACUUCACUGUGUUGGAACGGACCGUGCCAGAAGACUUUGACUGUACAGACCCGUUGGGUAUGGAGUCAGGGGAGAUAGCAUCAGAGCAGAUCGUAGCUUCGUCCCAGUACAACCCUGGCUGGUCCCCGGAGCGAGCCAGACUCAACUACUAUGAGAACGCAUGGACACCAGGAGAGGACAACAACAAAGAGUGGAUACAGGUGGACUUGGGUUUCCUCCGGUUCGUGACGGCCGUCGGAACACAGGGGGCCGUUUCCCAGGAGACCAAGAAGACCUACUGGGUCAAGUCGUACAAGGUGGACGUCAGCUCUAACGGAGAAGACUGGAUCACCCUGAAGGAGGGUUCAAAACAGAAGGUUUUCCAAGGGAACACCAACCCCACUGAAGUCACCAGGAAGAGGCUUCCCAAAGCCACGCUCACCCGCUACGUCCGGAUCCGGCCCGUCGCCUGGGAAACAGGCAUCGCUCUGCGCUUCGAGGUGUACGGCUGUAAAAUAUCAGAGUAUCCAUGUUCAGGCAUGCUUGGCAUGGUAUCGGGCCUGAUCACUGAUGCCCAGAUCACAGCUUCGUCCCACACGGACCGGAGCUGGGUACCCGAGAACGCCCGCCUGCUGACCAGCCGCUCCGGGUGGACCCUGCUGCCCCAACCCCAGCCCUUCACCUCAGAGUGGCUACAGGUGGACCUGGGGGAGGAGAAGCUGGUACGAGGGCUCAUCAUCCAGGGAGGGAAACACAGAGAGAACAAGGUGUUCGUGAAGAAGUUCAGACUGGGAUACAGUAACAACGGAUCUGAUUGGAAGAUGGUCCAGGACGCCAGCGGCAACAAGCCAAAGAUUUUCGAGGGGAAUCAGAACUACGAUACACCAGAGCUGAGGACCGUGGAGCCCUUGCUGACCCGAUACAUCAGGGUUUACCCAGAGCGGUCCACCCCUGCUGGGAUGGGCCUGCGCCUCGAGCUCCUGGGCUGUGAGAUCGAAGCUCCCACAAUCCCCCCCACCACGCCCGCCCCACCCACCGCCCCUUCAGACGACUGUGAUGAUGACCAAGCCAGCUGCCACAGUGGAACAGGUGAUGACUACGAAGUGACAGGUGGAACCACAAUGCCAGAGGCUAUGACAGAUGUGGACACCAUCCCAGCGUUCCUGUGGUUUGCGUGUGAUUUUGGCUGGGCCAACGACCCCUCGUUCUGCGGUUGGACCUCAGAGGACAGCGGCUUCAGAUGGCAGAUACAGUCCAGUGGCACACCCACGCUCAACACUGGACCCAACAUGGACCACACAGGUACAGACACAUCAACACUGGACCCAACAUGGACCACACAGGUACAGACACAUCAACACUGGACCCAACAUGGACCACACAGGUACAGACACAUCAACACUGGACCCAACAUAGACCACACAGGUACAGACACACAGACACAUCAACACUGGAACCAACAUGGACCACACAGGUACAGACACACAGACACAUCAACACUGGAACCAACAUGGACCACACAGGUACAGACACACAGACACAUCAACACUGGAACCAACAUGGACCACACAGGUACAGACACACAGACACAUCAACACUGGAACCAACAUGGACCACACAGGUACAGACACACAGACACAUCAACACUGGACCCAACAUGGACCACACAGGUACAGACACAUCAACACUGGAACCAACAUGGACCACACAGGUACAGACACACAGACACAUCAACACUGGACCCAACAUGGACCACACAGGUACAGACACACAGACACAUCAACACUGGACCCAACAUGGACCACACAGGUACAGACACACAGACACAUCAACACUGGAACCAACAUGGACCACACAGGUACAGACACACAGACACAUCAACACUGGAACCAACAUGGACCACACAGGUACAGACACACAGACACAUCAACACUGGAACCAACAUGGACCACACAGGUACAGACACACAGACACAUCAACACUGGAACCAACAUGGACCACACAGGUACAGACACAUCAACACUGGAACCAACAUGGACCACACAGGUACAGACACACAGACACAUCAACACUGGAACCAACAUGGACCACACAGGUACAGACACACAGACACAUCAACACUGGAACCAACAUGGACCACACAGGUACAGACACACAGACACAUCAACACUGGAACCAACAUGGACCACACAGGUGGAUCUGGUAAUUUCAUCUACACACUAGCGACGGGCGCCCAGGAAACGGAGGUUGCUAGGCUGGUCAGUCCGGUGGUGACAGUCGGUCAGUCUGACCUGUGCGUCUCGUUCUGGUACCACAUGUUUGGCUCGCACAUCGGCACGCUACACAUCAAACAGAGGAAGGAGACGGUGGAUGGCAUGGCCGACAUACUUCUGUGGACCGUCAGCGGUCACCAGGGCAACCGCUGGAGAGAGGGACGCGUGCUGGUGCCGCACUCCAGUAAACCCUAUCAGGUGGUGAUUGAGGGGUUGGUGGAGAGGAAGAGCUGGGGUGAUAUCGCUGUGGACGAUAUCAAGAUCCUUGACAAUCUGAACAUGGUUGACUGCAAAGAUCCUGAUGUUCCUACAGAGCCCAUGCUACCUGAAGACAGAUUCAAUGAAAUCCUUGUGGACAUCACAGACUUCCCUGAGAUCGUGGAGAACAAUGAGAUCCUGAACGGUGUCAGUGGCGGGGCAGGUAACAUGCUCAAGACACUGGACCCUAUCCUCAUCACCAUCAUCGCUAUGAGCGCCCUGGGGGUCUUCCUGGGGGCCAUCUGUGGGGUCGUCCUCUACUGUGCCUGCUCACAUGGCCACAUGUCUGACAGGAACUUAUCCGCUCUGGAGAACUAUAACUUUGAGCUGGUGGAUGGAGUCAAGCUAAAGAAGGACAAACUCAACUCACAGAACUCAUACACAGAGGCGUGAAUAGGAAGGGGGAAGUGAGAUGUGCGUGUGGGGAGUGCACAAGACUGUAGGCAUAGCCAAGACUCAAUAAGUUUCCGGGCCUAAAGGGACUGCCGGAAGCCUCUCAUUGGAGGAGGCCCAGGUUCAGGAACCAAUGGGAGGUUGUGACUGAUCCAUUGCUUUUCUCAGGAGCUGCAGUAACAGGAACCUACCAGUAGGGGACACUGUGUACAAAAUUAAAUACAGGAGAAAAAAUCUGUACAGAUGAUGAGAUGAUUAUUUUAAUUUUUCUAUUUGAUUUUCAUUCAUUUUUACAAUCGGAUGCUGGUGUUGAGACCAAUUUAAUGAUUAUAAUGUUUAAAGUAUUUAUCAUUUUCUGGGAGGAAGAAACCAUUUUGUUAUUAUUAUUUUAAAUCAAAGUUGUUAUUUUUGUGUUGAAAGAGAAGUAUCAAAAUCCAAAAUGAACCAUAACUGACAAUGUCGUUGGUACUACUGCCACAUGGGGGGAUAGAAGCAGGGCGUGCCCCCCCCCCUUUAUGACCCCUGCCCUCUGCCUCUGUCUAGAGGUGCGGAUCAGAGGUUAAGGGUAACGGUCACACCCCUUGGCAGUAGAUGGUUCUGACAGUGCCUUUAAUACACCUUAGUUGGCGUUUUUUUCCUUCAUUAAGUUCUGACAACGUUAUGAUAAUGAUCCGAAAACUAAAGCAGGGGCUUUAAAUGAGCUAAUAAUCAAGUCUGCAAAACCUGAUCCAAUCCAAUCCCUCCAUGGCGCUUUUCUCCCUCUGUCCCAGACACACAUAAUAUUGUAUAUAAGUUUUAAUAUAUUUUAAUGCCCUUUUUUAAGAAAGUAAAAGGUAAAAAACAACAAAAAAGCUGCUGUAUCCCUUUUUUUCAAUGGGUUGUGUUGUAAAUACAAUCAUUUGACUGUUGUUGUGAAGAGUGAAGUGCUGUGGUUGUAUUGUUUCAUUUCGUUGCUCUCCGGAAGAGAGAGCAGACUCUGUGUGCUGUGUGAAGAUAGACCGCUGUUAGGACAGUUCAGUGCACGUUCAAAGAAGACUUGCUCGUUCAACCUGACUGAGCAGCCAAUGUCAUCUCUGUUCCCUAGAUGCAAUCCAAUUCAUGACACCAUGGAGGGGACAACGAAGAAGUUAUCAUAAACACAAAUCAAAAAAGACAAACAGUUGUAUUCAUGUUAUUAACUUCAACACACUAAUUAACAUCUGGCAGCCACACACCCCUAUCCUCCUCCCCUCACACAGGGUCUGUCCUCUUCUCUCAUAUCAACAGCAGCAGUGGAGGAAGAUAUAUGGAAUGUCUGUCUGCCAGCAUACCAAAAAAAAAACAACCAUUGCUUUUGCUUUGCUUUAGCUAUAUGAGUUGACCAGUGGAGUUGACCACCUCUAGUUCCAUAGGUAGCAGGUACUCUAGUGGGUUAGAGAGUUGGGACAGUAACCAAAAGGUUGCUUGUUUGAAUCCCUGAGCUGACAAGGUGGAGAAAUCUGCCUUUCUGCCCUUGAGCAAGGCGGUUUACCCCCCAAAACAACUGUGUGCUGUGGAUGUUGAUUAAGGCAGCCCCCUUCAGAGGGCUUUAAUGCGCAAGACACAUUUUGGUUGAAUGCAUUCAGUUGUGCAACAGACUAGGUAUCUCCUUUCCCAGGCAAAUUGUGGAUUGUCCUACAAAAAACACAUUGCAACUUAGAAUGCACUGUGUCAUUCAACGUGUAAAUCCUCUCUAGAGCUUUCACAACUGGCUUUCAUGUUCCCACAACAGGUUAGAUUUUCAUAAUCAUGAUCAUAGGUUUGUAUUGUGUUGUCACAUAUUGGACACACUACAGCCUAGGUUUACGUCUAUAAAACGUGUAGCAGCCAAAUGUUGCGAUGUCAGGGCGGAUGUCAUAAGGGAAGGACGCUGGUACAGAGCUAAGCGGUCGAGUGAUGUCAUCAUGCAUGGCGAAUCAGGUCACUCGCCCCCGUUGUCUUUACCAAAGGAUGAUUGGAUACCUCUUCUACUUGGGGAGGGGUUUGUGAUCAGCACACUACUACUGGACGGUCCGCAGCCUUUUAACCACAUCCACACCUUUUUCAAUGAACGUUCACAGGAAAUUGAUCUCUUGCGUUGCACUGACUGGAAUGGACUCCCGGGCAAUUUCAAAAAGAGGAAGGUGGGUUGACUAUAGAAACUGCAGUGUUUGAUGGUUCAUUUUUAUACAUGUUUUUCAGCUGAAGUUGCAUAUCUUGCGUCAAUGUAAACUCUGAAAUCUCUUGAGACCUACCGAUGGAUCUAGCAAUGCUCCAAAAGAGUUUUGGAUGGGGGAGUAAAGGUCUAAGGAGGACUUGACCAUUGGAAAGGCCCAUUGGAUUUUCUACACCACAACAAUCAGAGACAUAAUGAUGUUGAACAGGAGGACAUCUGCUAUAUCUGUGUACUAUGUCGUGUGCUGUGGUGAACACAUGCUCAGCUUGGCUUUUGUUCAUUUCAGGUUUGAUGUCCCACUUUGCAAUGCUUACUGUUUUGUGCAUUCAGCUUUGAGGACAGUAUCCACAGUCUGGUAACUAGAGAAAAGGAUACUGUAGGGUGGAAACUAAAAAGAAACAAUGUUGCACUGAUAAAUAUAUUUAAGAAGUUUGUGUUUAUAGCAUUCAUUUGUAAAGAAAAUCUAAAACUGAAAAAAACUGUGUUCAUUUUCUUUCUUCUUUUUUUAUAGUUUCAGAUUGUGAUAUAAUUCAGAAAUGUACAAAUUGAGAUGUUUUCAUUAUUGAAAAAGGUAUACAAAAUUCCUAUAGUUAUGUCCCCAUUUACCUGGAUUAUUAGAGCUUCGUUUUGUACUGUCAUUCAAAUUUUGUGCACAUUUUUUUUACCAAAAAAAAAAAAACUUUUAUUUUCAAUACUGCUUCUGUAAUUUGCUGUUGUAGGAAAAGAUUAAUAAACAGCAAGCCUUAAAAAAAACUGGGCGGAACAUU
Molecule: messenger RNA, 7787 nt
Organism: Oncorhynchus keta (chum salmon)
Lineage: Eukaryota; Metazoa; Chordata; Actinopteri; Salmoniformes; Salmonidae
Product: neuropilin-1a
Exons: 25
Coding region: 1170-4847 (1225 amino acids)
Cellular component (GO): membrane
Source: RefSeq, a predicted model, not a curated record